AAUUACGGAAAUUCAACCUCGGCCUAUCUACCUUUAUCACAGAUUCCGAACCCAUUACAUUAGUCAGUCCUAUUUUGACCGUUGUCCAGAAACGUCUGUCUAAAUCAGAAGGUUGUACUUUGCUUAGUCAUGGAAGAUUUGGACCGGAAAAGGCAAUUUCUUCAAACCGAUCUGGUAACAAAAAUUUGUUCAUCUAAUGAUGAAUUGCUCAACGUUCAGGUGGAAGAAACUGAUCUUCAAAUGCAAGGACACUUCGACGGAUUUAUGUCUUCGAUAUUUGAACUUAAGGUUGCGAUUAAAAGAAGCAAUAAUGGAGAAAAAGAACUUUUGAAGUUGCUCGUGAAAGUGAUGAAAGGUGACGAAAAAUUUCGACGAGAAUCACUGAGUCUUAUUUUGUUUCCGAACGAAAUAAACGUUUACAAGAAUGUGAUACCGCUGUUCAGAGCUCUGAUUGAGAAGAGCAAAGCUUCCAUCAAUUUUCGAACAUGGUGCCCCAGAAUCUAUUAUGCCGAUCAAGGAAACUUCCCGAACUAUAGUGACCAAUUGGAAACGAUACUUGUGAUGCAAAAUGUUCAAGAACUUGGCUAUACAAGUGGUCCUAAACUUGACUUGGAUAGCCAACAUCUAACACUGAUGGCUCGAAAAAUAGCUCAGUUUCAUGCAUGCAGCUACGCGCUUAGAAUUCUGGAUGAGGUUAAAUGGAGUCAAUUGAUCGAAACGAUAAUUCCGUUGAAUUUUAUUGAGAAUGGAAAGAUCGUUUUUGAAAGCUACGAUAUUAUUUUCAAAGCGACACAAACGAGAAUUUACAGGUAUUAUGAUGCAAACCCAAGUAUUUUCACCUCUGAUAAAGAAAGGAGUGAUGUGAAAACUAUUCGUGAAAAGUAUGGAAGCAAUCCUUCUGAGCUUAUGCAGCGGUGUCUUCAACAGGAUAAAACUUUCUCAGUUAUUCUACAUGGCGAUUACAAUCGGAACAAUGUACUGUUCAAGUAUGAAGAAGGCAAAGCAACAGAUGUUAUGAUGAUUGAUUUCCAAGAAAAUCGUUACGGAUCUCCGGCUCUGGAUCUUUCGUUUUUCAUGUAUAUGAACAUGACUACCGAAACGAGAAAUCAAUGCUGGGAAGAUGUCUUGAAGGCUUAUCACACAGAACUUCUUCGGUGUCUUCAGGAACUUACAAACCUCCCUACCGAUGACAUCCGUUUGCAGCCUUACAGCUUCAACAACCUGAUGGCGCACCUGUCGCGGUAUUUCAUAUACGGAGCGAUGAUUGCGAUCAAAUUUCAACCGGCUAUGCUGGCAAGCACGAACGAAAUUUCGGCGAUUACGCAUUAUUUUCACAAUGAUAUACACGCGCCCGAGUUUAGUGAACUGCUGAUAAGAGCUGGUGGAGUUACGGCGACACAUCGCAUAGCCGAAAUUAUGCUGCACUGUUCCAAGAUGGGAUAUCUACAAUUUUUGCAUGAAUAGAAUCUCGAGAUUUAUGCAUCUUAUCAAAUAUUAUAAAACAGAUCUACCUCAAUAAAAUUCAAUAUAGCAUACAAGAUAACAUUUAAAUGCAAAGAAAAUCAGAGUUGAUAUGCUGAUGAUUCUUUUAUGGUGAGUUUAGUUUCAAGAGAAUUUAAACGGCUAUGACUUUUUCAGGAAGACUGUAAAUGUCAUCUUAAAAUCUGUUCAGUUGUGUAAUUUCAAUCAAAACAAAAAAGACGGUUUAAUGGCAUAGCCCUACCCAUUAAGCAGGGUCGAUUUAGAGUCAUUUUUAAUUACUCA
Molecule: messenger RNA, 1764 nt
Organism: Uranotaenia lowii
Lineage: Eukaryota; Metazoa; Arthropoda; Insecta; Diptera; Culicidae
Exons: 3
Coding region: 130-1464 (444 amino acids)
Source: RefSeq, a predicted model, not a curated record